AUGCUGCCAAACACAACCCGAGUAAACAGCAAACACCGAUUCACAACCAUCUCCAUACUCUGUACCAUGAUCGGUUCCAUCAUUGUUUUACUCUUUUCCAUUGGAUAUUUAACGUCAUUAAUCAUUUUAACAGCACAACAAAAAUUUCUUUUGGAAGUUUCUGAUAAAUCCGAUGGCAAAAUGUUACUCGCUGUUGAAUUUUCUGCAUCCAUAAUAUUUCUCAUCAUGAGCGUUAUUGGAAUAUUUUCAGUGAUUGAUUGUUGUUCAAACAUGUCCUCUCCAAAAUAUUUCAAUGCAUGUUCCUAUAUUUGGACCAUUAGUAUUGGAAUUAGUUGGAUCAUUAUAUUUGUGAUGAUUGGAGUUUAUGGAAGUAAAUUGGACAAGACCUUGAAUUCGACAUUACCCAAAGAUGAAAAAGAUUAUCAUGUAUUAUAUUUUGCGAGUAUUUUGGGAGUGACAAGUGGCGUUUUUUUAUUGUGCUGUUUGCCAUUGUGUUGUUGUGGAAUUGGUAGAAUUAUUGUCACCAUGAAAAAUUCACAAAGUACGAAAUAUAGACCUGUUCUCGAGAGCGAUGAAAUUUUUGAUUAA
Naegleria lovaniensis is the source of this 588-nucleotide messenger RNA. RefSeq lists its product as uncharacterized. The transcript has a single exon. NCBI's taxonomy places the organism in Eukaryota, Heterolobosea, Eutetramitea, Acrasida, Naegleriidae. The coding region runs from base 1 to 588 and encodes 195 amino acids. The record is from RefSeq and is a predicted model, not a curated record.